Toxotes jaculatrix (banded archerfish) is the source of this 1141-nucleotide messenger RNA. RefSeq names its product suppressor of cytokine signaling 1a (gene socs1a). Gene Ontology annotation, molecular function: 1-phosphatidylinositol-3-kinase regulator activity. Gene Ontology annotation, cellular component: phosphatidylinositol 3-kinase complex. Gene Ontology annotation, biological process: phosphatidylinositol phosphate biosynthetic process; intracellular signal transduction. The transcript has 2 exons. The record is from RefSeq and is a predicted model, not a curated record. Bases 287 to 997 code for a protein of 236 amino acids. Lineage: Eukaryota; Metazoa; Chordata; Actinopteri; Toxotidae.
UGUUUACCAUGCUUCACACACAUUAGGGGAUGAUCUGACGGGUGGAAAUCACAGCCAGCAGGUCGAAACGUUACCUCCGAGCUGCGAGCGGCUACAACCCCCUUUCUCCAGAUCUGCGCCGCGUCAAGGAUUUAACCUGCAGGAUAUUUACUGGUACCAACGCAGGAUUUGCACUUUGGGAUUACAGGCCCACGGAUCUUUAAAACAGCGCUGUUGUUAGAGCAAAACGGAUGACAGUGCGGUGGUUAGAGAUGGGAGAGGGUUUGGAGCCUCUCUCCCCUGUAGGAUGGUAGCCGACAGCACAGUGGAAGGCCAUGACAAGACUCACUUGUCAAGCUCAUCGUCAUCGUCAUCAUCAUCAUCAUCAUCCUCAUCCUCAUCCUCAUCCUCAUCAUCCUUUUCCUCAUCCUCGUCCUUCUCUUCAACAUCUUCCUUAUCCUCAUCAUCGUCACUCCAUACAGAGUCAGAGCAGCUUCAGCAUCGUGCUCCAGAGCCAACCCGUAGGGCUAACUAUCUGACCCACUUCCCCACUUUCUCCUGCAAGGAGGACUGCAAGAUCAUCACAGACACAGCGGCCAAGCUCGAGCGCAGCGGCUUCUACUGGGGACCUCUAGGAGUGGAGGAAGCCCAUCGCAUGCUGAGGGACGCUCCGCUGGGCAGCUUCCUCAUCCGUGACAGCCGGCAAAAAGACAUCUUCUUCACACUGUCCUACCACGCCGAGGGCGGGCCGGUCAGCGUGCGCAUCGAGUACAAGCAGCAAAAGUUCUCACUGGCAGGCAACAAGCACUCCUUCCCAACGCUUUUUGCCCUGUUGGAGCAUUACACCAACUCUCCCAAGAAAAGUCUGAGCAUCCCAUACAGGAAAUGGGAGCCAUCGCUGCAGGAACUGUGCAGGAAGCGCAUUAUGGAGCUCUGUGGCGGAGGAAGCCGGGUUUCAGAGCUGCCAGUCACCCAUGUUGUCCAAGACUUCUUGUUGGAAUUCCCUUACAAACUAUGAGCAGCUUACCAUGUAAAAUCUUGACAGUAUUGUUUUUUAUUUCAAGGCCAGUUGUACCAACUAACAGUACGCUGGAGGAGUUUGUAAAGCCUGUCCACCAUGUGUUGAAGUUUAAGACUGCAUUUCCAUGGUUACAUAUCAAGU